Molecule: messenger RNA, 823 nt
Organism: Mercenaria mercenaria
Lineage: Eukaryota; Metazoa; Mollusca; Bivalvia; Venerida; Veneridae
Product: anaphase-promoting complex subunit 16-like
Exons: 3
Coding region: 83-343 (86 amino acids)
Biological process (GO): protein ubiquitination
Cellular component (GO): anaphase-promoting complex
Source: RefSeq, a predicted model, not a curated record
GUUUGACAUAUAGCACGAAAUUCAAUUCGCAUGGUGAACUGUUUAUUUCGAAAAUUGGUCUUAAAUUAAACAUUUUAAGAAGAUGGCAACAGGAAACGAUAUUGUUGAUGUUAGGAAAGCGUUAUUUACAUCCCCAGGUGUUAAUGUAAACGAGACAACAGAUAUGAAUGCAAGUACGCUGAACAAUCGUCUGCAGAUUGAACAUGAAACUGAUGAUCAAUAUAAAAAAUCUCAAAAAGAUGCUCAUGAAAAAAGGAUGAAAAAAUUCAGGAAGAUGGCAAAGCAGUUGGAGGAAGAUGACUGGCUAUAUCCACCAAUUGAAAAACUGAUUGGUUUAAAAUGAACUUAUUGCAACAAGUAUCUAUACAACACUAACUUAAGGGAUCAAUAUGCAUUAAGUGUUUACACAGCAGAAAGCUAGCUGUGCAUAAGUUAUGAACAGACAACUGAUGGUUAUAUGGCAGUUGUGGAGCCACCGUUGAGAGUAGUUUAUCUGGAAAAGAAUCAGUACAUUUGAAACCUAUUUUGAGUCUUAUUUUCUGCAGUGGUGUGAUACAAUAUGAUAUAUGUGAUACUAUAUAACAAUAUGGAUAUGUUCUUGAAUCUUCGUAUCAACAUUCCCAUAAAUAAAAGGACAUAUUUUAAGUGAAAAAUGCAAACUUUAGUGAAAACACCAAGAAAAAGAAAGAUUGUUUUGGGAAAAUUGAUUAUUUUGUUUGGCAGAUUUCUGACUGAAACUGUACUUUUUCCUUACCAACUCUGGGUUGUUGACAUCAAUACAUACUUUUUAUCAUUUGAACAUAGAAUUAUAUGUGUGAAGAUU